Messenger RNA from Lonchura striata (white-rumped munia), 387 nucleotides. RefSeq names its product ly6/PLAUR domain-containing protein 2. Gene Ontology annotation, cellular component: plasma membrane. The record is from RefSeq and is a predicted model, not a curated record. NCBI's taxonomy places the organism in Eukaryota, Metazoa, Chordata, Aves, Passeriformes, Estrildidae.
AUGUGCAAGAUGAAGGUGUUUCUGUCUCUUCUGUUGGCUGCUGUCACUUGCAUGGAUUUGGGACACUCCUUGCAGUGUUACACGUGCAAGGAUUUGACUCCAGUUGAGGAGUGCAUGAGAAUCGAGAACUGCACAGAGUCGGAGAACAUAUGCAAGACUACGAUCUAUUCCCGGGAGGAUGUUUAUCCCGCCCCGGAAGUCUCGACUGUCACCAAGAUGUGCUCCUCCGUCUGCGAACCCUCCGACGUGGAUGGCAUCGGGAUGACACAUCCUGUCAGCUGCUGCUACUCCGACCUGUGCAACUUCGACGGCGCAGCGAGUUUGGGGAUCAGCGUUGUGCCAGUUCUGGCAUGUUCCCUCUGUGCCUUUUUCUGGACUAGACUGUGA